AUGGCCAGAAGGGCCUUGAAACUUGUCUCUCUGGCAGCAGCCAGCUCUGGUUUCUACCUGUACAGCAGCAAGUACCUGGAUCCCAAUGAUUUUGGAGCUGUUCGGGUGGGCAGAGCCAUUGUCACAACAGCUGUUAUCACCUAUGACUACCUCACUUCUCUCCGGAGUGUCCCGUAUGGAUCACAGGAGUAUGCCUACCUCAAAUCACAGGUGCAUCUGCGCUCUGCGGAACGCCUCCGGGACCUGUGCUGUGCCAACAGAGGCACCUUCAUCAAAGUGGGACAGCAUCUGGGGGCACUCGACUACCUUCUGCCUGAGGAAUACACUCGCACCCUGAAGGUACUACACAGCCAGGCCCCACAGAGCAGCAUGCAGGAGAUUGAACAAGUGAUCCGGGAGGACCUGGGCAAAGAGAUUCUCCUGCUGACCGUGAAGCAGAUCUUCCCAGACUUUGAGUUCAUGUGGCUGGUGGAUGAAGCUAAGAAGAAUUUGCCCCUGGAGUUGGACUUCCUCAAUGAGGGGAGGAAUGCAGAAAAGGUGGCCCACAUGCUCAAGGACUUUGACUUCCUGAAGGUCCCUAGGAUCUACUGGGAGCUGUCAACCAGGCGCGUCCUUCUCAUGGAGUUUGUGGAAGGCGGGCAGGUGAAUGACAGGGCCUAUAUGGAGAGGAACAGCAUCGACGUCAAUGAGAUCUCUCGCAAUCUGGGGAAGAUGUACAGUGAAAUGAUCUUUGUGAACGGCUUCGUACACUGUGACCCGCACCCGGGCAACGUGCUCGUGAGGAAGUGCCCAGCCACCGGCAAGGCCCACAUUAUAUUGCUGGACCAUGGGCUCUACCAGGUCCUGACAGAGAAGUUCCGCUUGGACUAUUGCCGGCUCUGGCAGUCCCUGAUCAAGGCUGAUAUGAAGAGGGUGCAGAAGUACAGCCGACGGCUAGGGGCAGGUGACCUGUACCCACUCUUCGCAUGCAUGCUCACCGCCAGGUCCUGGGACUCUGUCAACAGGGGCAUCGACCGGUCACCAGUCACAGCCAAUGAGGACGUGGAGAUCCGGACCAAUGCUGCUGCUUACCUACCUCAGAUCAACCAGCUCCUCAACAAUGUGCCCCGCCAGAUGCUGCUGCUGCUGAAGACCAAUGAUUUGCUAAGGGGGAUUGAGUCAGCCCUACACACACGGGCCAGUGCCAGCUCCUUCUUCAACAUGUCUCGCUGCUGCAUUAGAGCCGUCUCCACGUAUCAGAGGAGCAAGUCUCACUCCCUGUACAGAACGGCCAAGAUCUCUCUCUUAGAAGCUCUGAGCCUGUGGCAGAUCAACUUAUAUGAACUCUUCCUGCGGCUGAAGGGGUCCCGGCUGGGGAACUGGGUCAUUGCUUUCCUGAGCCGGAUGCACCAUUCUCCGUACUGACAGGAACUGGUGGGAGAAGCCUGGGCAAUUAUUGCUCGCCUCCAUUCUCCGCAGCACACUUGCCUUCCUGACCAUUCCUGUCCGUACUCCACAAAGGCUAUUGAGACGCUUUUCUUGUAACGCAUGGUGCCGGCCUUGGCUGUCAGAGCAUAAGCUUCUCUAUAGCAGAGAGGGAGGGGAGAGCAGGG
This is a messenger RNA of Terrapene triunguis (Three-toed box turtle), 1592 nucleotides long. It is a transcript of the gene ADCK1, whose product is annotated as aarF domain containing kinase 1. Lineage: Eukaryota; Metazoa; Chordata; Testudines; Emydidae. Gene Ontology annotation, biological process: lipid homeostasis; mitochondrion organization. The record is from RefSeq and is a predicted model, not a curated record. Gene Ontology annotation, cellular component: mitochondrial inner membrane. The coding region runs from base 1 to 1404 and encodes 467 amino acids. The transcript is spliced from 9 exons.